ACCAGCCAACCGAGUAUAUAACUGGCGGAGUGUGAGGUAGGGCUAACAUACCACGGGGAGUGAACGAAUACUCUAGAAAUCACCAGUUUAUACGUCUUCGAAAUCUGUGGUCAAGAAACAAGAAUUCACACACCUUGCGUAAAAUAAGUUAGCUACAGAAGACAAUCACCGCAAACGUCUGUACUAUUAGAUAGCUGUAUAACGUUGUUCUCCGAAGAUGAACGGACAAAUGAACGGUUUCCAUAAUUCACUCAUCGAUGAAGACUGUUUUCUUUUUACAUCUGAGUCUGUCGGAGAAGGACAUCCAGACAAGAUAUGCGACCAGAUCAGCGAUGCCGUGCUUGACGCCCACCUCAAACAGGACCCUGAUGCCAAAGUAGCAUGUGAGACUGUUGCCAAGACUGGCAUGAUUCUGCUGGCAGGAGAAGUGACAUCCCGUGCCACUUUGGACUACCAGAAGAUUGUCAGGGACACCAUCAAGAACAUUGGCUAUGAUGACUCUUCCAAAGGCUUUGAUUAUAAGACCUGUAAUGUGCUGGUGGCCUUGGAGCAGCAGUCUCCUGAUAUUGCACAGGGGGUCCACCUGGAUCGCAGUGAGGAGGACGUUGGAGCCGGUGACCAGGGUCUGAUGUUUGGUUAUGCGACCAAUGAGACGGAGGAGUGCAUGCCCCUCACAAUCAUCCUUGCCCACAAGCUGAAUGCCAAGAUCGCUGAGCUGCGGCGCAAUGGCACCCUGCCUUGGCUGAGGCCCGACUCCAAAACCCAGGUGACCGUGCAGUACCGGCAGGACCGCGGCGCCAUGCUGCCGGUGCGCGUGCACACAGUGGUGGUGUCGGUGCAGCACGACGAGGGCGUGUGCCUGGAGGAGAUGCGCGACAUGCUGAAGGAGAAGGUGGUCAAGGCCGUGGUGCCCAGCGCCUACCUGGACGAGGACACCGUCUACCACCUGCAGCCCAGCGGCCGCUUCGUCAUCGGGGGCCCACAGGGUGAUGCGGGGCUGACUGGCCGUAAGAUCAUUGUGGACACCUAUGGGGGCUGGGGAGCUCAUGGGGGUGGGGCCUUCUCUGGGAAGGACUACACCAAGGUGGACCGCUCCGCAGCAUAUGCUGCCCGCUGGGUGGCCAAGUCGCUGGUGAAGGCAGACCUGUGCAAGCGUGUGCUGGUCCAGGUGUCUUAUGCCAUUGGUGUGUCCCACCCACUGUCCAUCUCUAUCUUCCACUAUGGCACGUCUCAGAAGAGUGAGAGGGAGCUGUUGGACAUCGUCAAGAAGAACUUUGAUCUACGGCCUGGGGUUAUCGUCAGAGAGCUGGACCUGAAGAAACCCAUCUAUCAGAAGACCGCUUGCUAUGGCCACUUUGGCCGCGAUUCAUUCCCAUGGGAGGUGCCCAAGAAGCUCAAAUACUGAAAAAAAAAAAAGCCCAAUCAUACAAAAGAACCUCUGCGCUUUCCCCCCUCUCCUCUCCUGGUGUUGUGGGCUGCCGGUGUGUGCACUACAGAGAAACCCCGGCGGCCCAAUGGAGACGAGCGAGGGGAAAACCAGAUGCACCAUCUCCUUUGCAUAACCAACCCCCACUGUGUCA
This is a messenger RNA of Alosa alosa (allis shad), 1580 nucleotides long. It is a transcript of the gene mat2aa, whose product is annotated as methionine adenosyltransferase II, alpha a. Gene Ontology annotation, cellular component: methionine adenosyltransferase complex; cytosol. Lineage: Eukaryota; Metazoa; Chordata; Actinopteri; Clupeiformes; Clupeidae. The record is from RefSeq and is a predicted model, not a curated record. Bases 218 to 1405 code for a protein of 395 amino acids. Gene Ontology annotation, molecular function: methionine adenosyltransferase activity; ATP binding. Gene Ontology annotation, biological process: S-adenosylmethionine biosynthetic process. The transcript is spliced from 9 exons.